Molecule: messenger RNA, 2297 nt
Organism: Pogonomyrmex barbatus (red harvester ant)
Lineage: Eukaryota; Metazoa; Arthropoda; Insecta; Hymenoptera; Formicidae
Product: ubiquitin-conjugating enzyme E2 Q2
Source: RefSeq, a predicted model, not a curated record
GUGUGUGUGUGUGUAUAAAAGUGUAUGUAUGCGCGAUGCACGAGGGACGUCGCAAUCGAACGCAAUCCUUUUGCAACACGCAUCGCCGCUUUUACGAUUGCGAACGUGAAUAUUUCAGCAUCAUUCGUGCAUCAUUUACUGAUUACGCGAUAGAUGUCGAUGUGCAUGUCGUGCGCGCAAAUAUUAUGUUUUCUUCCUUUUUUUGUUUUUACUUUACGUUUUCCUUUUGCGUGCUUAAAUGACUGUACGGCGUUUGCGUAUCGAGUAUGCAAGAGGUUCUGCUAAAGAUUCCUUACCUCUUGUUUGUUCCCCCUCGUUGUUCUCAACACAGCAAAACAGAGACCUAUCCUUCAACGCCGCCUGUUUGGUUCGCCGAAUCCGAGGAGACUAGUGUUACGAACGCUGUACAAAUUUUAAGUAACACAACGGGUCGUGAUAAUCACGUAAUCAACCAAGUCGGCAUCCUUUUGAAAGAGUUAUGUCGACUACAUUCGUUACCGGAACCACCGGAUGUCGAAAGGCUGAGAACCGCCUUAGAUCCCUUACGUUUAGGAGGGUCGAACGAAGCUGUGGCACAGAGGAUGGACGCGGAAGACCUAGAUGAUAUCGACGAAGAUGAAGAGAGCGAAACUGAAGAAGACCUCCACUUAGACAUGGACGAAGGAGAUGCUAAUUCUAAGAAUAAGAGUGAAGAGAUGGACUUGGAACAUCUUGCAACGUUGGAAAGGUUGAGACAGAAUCAGAGACAAGAUUAUUUAAAAGGAUCUGUUUGUGGAAGUGUACAAGCUACUGAUAGACUCAUGAAAGAACUACGUGAUAUAUACCGAAGUGACAGCUUUAAAAAAGGAAUGUAUAGCAUAGAACUAGUAAAUGACAGUUUAUAUGAAUGGAAUAUCAGGUUGAUGUGUGUAGACCCUGAUUCACCACUUCAUAGCGAUCUCAUUCUUUUGAAAGAGAAAGAAGGCAAAGACAGUAUUCUUCUCAACAUGCUUUUCAAGGAAACUUAUCCGUUUGAACCUCCAUUUGUAAGAGUCGUACAUCCCAUCAUAUCUGGUGGAUACGUUCUCGUUGGGGGUGCCAUCUGCAUGGAACUUCUCACAAAACAGGGAUGGAGUUCGGCAUACACGGUAGAAGCUGUUAUAAUGCAGAUUUCAGCGACAUUAGUAAAGGGGAAAGCGCGUAUACAGUUCCAAGGAUCAGGCGGCGCUGGCAAAGUAUGUGGCGGACAAGGUCAAUAUAGUUUGGCACGUGCCCAACAGUCAUUCAAGUCUCUUGUACAAAUACAUGAAAAAAAUGGUUGGUUCACACCCCCAAAGGAGGAUGGCUAAUGAACACCGAUUAUCGAAAAGUACCGAAAAAUAUGAUACAUGCUUACAGCUGAGACUUUAAUUCGGUGUGUGUGCCCAACAAGUAAUUGUUAUGAUAAUGAUUUGAUACACAAACACAACAGUAACUAGGGAGAGCACCCGGUUCACGCGGAACACAUAAAUAAGCGACUGAAGUGACUGAUAUGUAAAGCAUGAUACAAGCAUAUAUGGAAAUUAUUACAUCCACACGUGUACCUGGUUACAGAUCCGCAUUCUAAUCAAGAUAGAACAACACGUAAUAAUCUCCCGUUUCGCUUGAACCGUGGUAUUUGAUCGUAUCCAUUUGAUACUCGGGAUAUAACGACUUUAUGUAUCGUGUUAAGUAUAUGAUAUAACUUAACUCAUAUUAUAACAUUUUCUGACGAGGGUAUAGACUUCCGGAUCGAAGCAACGUGUGUCGUACGCGUCGAGAGACAUCGCGAUUAAGAUUUCCUUUAUUUCCUUUAGUUUUUUUCACGCGAAUUUACGUAAUCGUCCUCUUCACCUUUUCCGAGAACUUUAUCUCGAAACGCCGUCAUCUUCUCGACGUGAACGAUGAUGUUCCCCCCCGAGUCUAAACCCAUAAGUUUAACUUAUGUCUUUACUCUGUCUGCGUACCUAUUUGCGUAAUUAUCUCAUCGGUCAAUCGAGAGACCGAGUAAUUUUUGUUAGUCGGUCACGUCGUCUCAUUGUCAAUAUCUAUAAUCUUAAGAUUAUUCUACGUAUCUUAAAUCUGCUCCACUUGUAUAUCAUUACUGAUUUGAGUGAAAGUUUCCAUAAUUCUAAUAUACCGACCAUUAUACUUUCUCUCUUUCUCCCUUUCUCUAUCUCUCGUUCUUUCUCUUUCUAUCUCUCUUUCUCUCUCACACCACAAUUUCAUGUUAAGUUACGUUAAUUAUUGUUUAGGAGAACGCUACGAAACACAAAAAAUAAAGAUUUUAAUAAAAAAAA